Messenger RNA from Callorhinus ursinus (northern fur seal), 921 nucleotides. RefSeq names its product piercer of microtubule wall 2 (gene PIERCE2). Gene Ontology annotation, cellular component: axonemal microtubule. Gene Ontology annotation, biological process: axoneme assembly. The record is from RefSeq and is a predicted model, not a curated record. Lineage: Eukaryota; Metazoa; Chordata; Mammalia; Carnivora; Otariidae.
AGCCGGGAGGCGGUGGCCGGGGGGGCGCCGCAGCGCAUGCCGGGACUCGUAGUCCCUACCUCUCCUCAUGUCGGGCGCGGGAGGAGGGAAGAACUACGACUCCCGAAGAGGAGCGCAGCCCGCCCUGGCUCGGCGGCAGGAAGCUAGGCGGGGCGGCAGCGAUCCCCACAACAUCCGGGCCCCGGCACUAGAGAGGCUCCGCGGCCGGUUGCUAUGGAGACGGGCGGCUACCACCACUCUAAAGGAUUCGCGGUUUCACCCCGAGGGCGGCUCCCUGGAUUAGGCGGAUUAGUUGAUACCUAUUGAUCUAGCGGACGGUUCACGAUUUCUUUGUGGCUUUAAUUGGAUCUAGUAAAAAGGCUUCUCCUCAGCGCGCUCGCUGGUCUUCUUGCCAUCCGCUGCCGGGAAAGACUCCGUUUGCCGAAAAAAUAAAGAAGAUACCGAGAAUGACCGAGUACGACUGGGACAAGAAAUGUGCUUCAACUUCAAAUUCAGGCACAGAAGUGAAACCUGAACAAUUUCCUCCUUGUGUGAACCCUGGCAAUCCUGUGUUUUCAUGUAUGUUGGACCCAAAGACACUCCAUACAGCUACCUCACUAUCAAAAUCUAAGAUGAUUAUGUAUAAAACCAAUUCAUGUAAUUAUGGUGAAUUUUUACCUAUGCCACAGUUUUUUCCCUGCAGUUAUACUCCAAGGGAGCAAGUAUUUUCAAGCCACAUUAGAGCUACUGGAUUUUAUCAAAAUAACUCUCUAAACACUACACCUGAUAGAACCAGAACCCUUGACUUUCCUAAUUUUCAACAUACUCUAUGAAAAUAUAUUCCUUUGUAUAUUUAAGAGAAAGUAUACUCAGGAAAAAUGAGUUUUAAAUCUAAGGCUAGAAUACCUAACUUGGAACAUAAAAGUAUUUGAAUUAGUUAAA